AAACAAAAGUCCCUUACAUAAAACGCCACUUGCACACUUCAAUCCUCAUCCACCCCUCCUUCCUCUUUCUCUCUCCAACUUUCUCAAAUGAAUUUCUUCAAAUCCGUCUUCGCGGAUGACGACCCACAACCCAACCCAUCAUCUCCAACCUCCCACGAACCCGAAACGCAGCCCGAAAUCGAGCCCGAAACCCACCAAAACCCUCCCACAUGGGGGUUCGUCGGCGGGUUAAUCAAAACCAUAACCACAAAAUCCGAAUCCGUGAUCGAAACCUACCGUCGCGACCUUCAAGAAUUCGGUUCGGGUCUAAAAAUGGAAACCCAGGUGUUCAAAGAAGUUGCAAGCUCAUCUCUCGAAGUGGGCGCUUCUAAAGCCCAAGAAUCGCUUGAAUCUGUUGGACAAGCUUUUGAUUCAAUUGGAUCGGUUGUUUGGAAAUCGACUGCUCAGAUCAUCGCUCAAGGUACUGAGUCCGAUCUCGAUGACGGGUACGAUAGCCAUGGGGGUUCCAGUAUGAACCAUAUGAAUUCGCCUGUUGGGAGGUAUAAUAGGUACGAUGUGCAAUUGAGAGGGAUUCAAUGUGAUGUCAAUACUUAUGUGGAGGAAUUUGAGGAUGCGGGUGAUUUCGAGAAGUGGAGAUUGGGGUUUAAUUUGGAUGAGAAAAAGGAUGAGAUUGGGAAUUUGAUGGCGGAGAAUGGAACUAUGGAGGGGAUUUAUAAGAGGGUUGUGCCUAAUGUUGUUGAACAUGAUUUGUUUUGGAGUAGGUAUUAUUAUAGGGUUUAUAAAUUGGAGCAGGCUGAAUCUGUGAGAGCCAAAUUGGUGGAACGGGCAAAUGAAGACGAGGAUUUGAGUUGGGAUGUUGAUGAUGAAGAGGAAAACGAUAACAAUAAUGAUAAUGAUAAUGAUAAUGAUAAUGAUGAUAAUGUGGUGGAGAAGAAGGAGGUGAUUAAAGAGGAUGAGGAGGGAAAUAAGGAGAUGAAAGAAGGUGAUUUGGUUGCGAAAGAGUGUUUAGAGACGACGAAUGAGGUGAAAUCGGAGGAGGAGAUGGUGAAGAAGACGAAUGUUGAUGAGAAGGCGGCGUCUGAAGUUAGUAAAGAUAGUGAUAUAUCAGUGGUUUCGAGCCAACCGUCGUCUCGUGGAGAAGAGGAGGAUCUUGGUUGGGAUGAGAUUGAAGAUCUUGGAAGUGAUGAUGAUGAGGAUGUGAAGAAAGGGAAGAGAAUUGAGGGGAGUAGUAGUAGUCCAAGCAAUAAGGAGGAAUUGCUAAAGCGUUUGAGUGUUGCUGAAGAUGAUGAUGAAGACUUGAGUUGGGAUAUUGAAGAUGAUGAUGAGCCUAUUAAGAAGAGUUAAAAGAGGGAAAUGUAAGUGAUUGCAUGAUCAUGUGGUUUUUAAGACUGGAAUUGUAAUGUGGAGAUAUGAAUCUACUGCCAUGUAAUUGCUUAAGUUUCAAUAUGUGCCUAAGAUUUAAAUUCUUUGAGUGGUUUUAGUUCUUAAGUUCAUUGUAUAAAGUAUAAAAUUGGUAAGAAUGCUUUCUUAUAAUUGACUGGAAUACGUUAUGCUAAAGUACAACCCCUUUUUUACA
Beta vulgaris subsp. vulgaris (sugar beet) is the source of this 1576-nucleotide messenger RNA. RefSeq lists its product as uncharacterized. NCBI's taxonomy places the organism in Eukaryota, Viridiplantae, Streptophyta, Magnoliopsida, Caryophyllales, Amaranthaceae. The coding region runs from base 88 to 1344 and encodes 418 amino acids. The record is from RefSeq and is a predicted model, not a curated record. The transcript has a single exon. Gene Ontology annotation, cellular component: cytoplasm.